This is a messenger RNA of Aphidius gifuensis, 1675 nucleotides long. It is a transcript of the gene Gmer, whose product is annotated as probable GDP-L-fucose synthase. The record is from RefSeq and is a predicted model, not a curated record. Bases 96 to 1067 code for a protein of 323 amino acids. Gene Ontology annotation, biological process: nucleotide-sugar biosynthetic process. Gene Ontology annotation, molecular function: GDP-L-fucose synthase activity. The transcript is spliced from 7 exons. Lineage: Eukaryota; Metazoa; Arthropoda; Insecta; Hymenoptera; Braconidae.
AUUAUUAUCAUUAUCAUCAUCAUCAUCGACCAUCGUUUGUGAUAUACAUACAUACAGCUGGUACAUAUUAUACCUAUAGGAUAUAAUUUUGAGUUAUGGAAAAUAAAAUAAUACUGGUUACUGGUGGUACUGGAUUGGUUGGUAAAGCCAUUGAAAAAACCAUAAACAAUGAUUCAAGAUCAGAUGAAAAAUGGAUAUUUGUUGGUUCCAAGGAUGCAGAUUUAACUAAUAAAGAAAGUACUCAAGAAUUAUUUAAAAAAUACAAACCAACUCACGUUAUUCAUUUAGCUGCAAUGGUUGGUGGACUUUAUCAUAAUAUGGCACAUAAUCUUGACUUUUUAAGAAAAAAUAUUCAUAUGAAUGAUAAUGUUUUGCAAACUGCACAUGAGAAUAAUGUUGUUAAAGUUAUAUCAUGUCUAUCAACUUGUAUUUUUCCUGAUAAAACAACAUAUCCAAUUGACGAAACAAUGAUUCACAAUGGACCACCACAUUCAUCAAACUAUGGUUAUAGUUAUGCAAAAAGACUUAUUGAUGUAUCAAAUCGUGGAUAUUUUGAGCAACAUUCAAGAAUUUAUACAAGUGUCAUUCCCUGCAAUGUUUUUGGUCCAUAUGAUAAUUUUAAUGAAAAAUCUAGUCAUGUUAUACCUGGAUUAAUGAGAAAGCUUUAUGAUUUAAUGCAACAACAACAACAAGAUAAUAGUGAGGACAAAAUAUUUACAGUUUUGGGAAGUGGUAAACCAUUGAGACAAUUUAUAUAUAGUUUAGAUUUGGCUAAAUUAUUUAUAUGGGUGUUGCGUGAAUAUAAUUCAGUCGAGCCAAUAAUUUUAUCUGUUGAUGAAAGUCAAGAAGUGACUAUUGCUCAAGUAGCUCAAUCAAUUGCAAAUGCAUUUGAUUUCAAAGGUAAUAUUAUAUUUGAUGUUAAUGCUGCUGAUGGCCAAUACAAAAAAACAGCAAGUAAUUUAAAAUUACGUAGUUAUUUGCCUGAUUUUAAAUUUACAAAUUUUAAUGAUGCUAUUAAAGAGACUGUCGAUUGGUAUCGAGUGAAUUAUCAUGAAGCAAGAAACUGACUGAUUGUCUCUCAUUUCCAGAAUUAAAAAUGUAUCAUAUUUUUGUUUUAAAAUUUAAUUAAAAUCAAGAAAAAAAAAUAUAUUGCUUUUUUUUUUUUUUUUUAGUUGUAUUAUUAUGAAAUUUCAUAAACAUUUUACAUGUUAAAUAAUAAUAAUAAUAAUAAUAAUAUAUUUUUGUUAUGAUACGAGACGCAGGCGCCGUCAAUUGCGUCGGGACGCCAAUGCCGCAGCACUGCAAAUUGCAAAAAAAAAAAAAAAAAAGAAGCAAAGCCCACACGCCGCAUUAUGUUAUCAUACCUAUAUGAAUAUAUGAAGCUUGAUGCUUCACCGAAUCACAGUGUUUGACAGUGCUUUACAUAGAUAGACUGUGUAGUAAAGGUGAUUUGGCAAAUUAGUUUGUACGAGGAUUCUUGUCUUUUUUUAAAUUAUUUAUUAUAUUUAUUAUAUUAUUUUCUGUACAAUAAUAAUUUUGACCACAACAAAAACAAUAAUAUAACUUGAUUCAAAGUGUUUUGUUGUUAUUAUUAUUUUCUUUUACGAGAAUAAGUCGUUGGUGUAUACGUGUGUGAUAAUGGCAAGAAAAAAAAAAAGUUGAAAAUUGAAUAAAA